AUGGCACUUCUUGAUUUGGAUAAUAUAGUCCCACGUUUGGAAGGAAAUUCAAUGAUUUCGAUUCCUCAUUACAAAAUUAAGGAUGGCAAAUAUGCGGUCUACGUUAUUAAAGUGACGAUCGAUUCAACCGUCUGGACCAUAGAAAGACGUUAUAGCGAUUUUGUAGCAUUUGAUUUACAACGAUUUGUUGACCGCAAGAAAUCGUUUCUUCCACCGAAGAAAUUUAUUGGAAAUUUGGACGUGGAAUUUCUGGAUGAAAGAAGGAUUGAACUCGAAAAAUAUAUCCGAACUGUGGUUGAACUUGAUCUAUGGUUACAGAGAAGGAGGAAACAAUAUGCCCUUCCGUCGCUGAUUGCUCAUUUCCUCGAUUUCCAGGAAUAUGACAUCGGAAGAAAGAAAUGUGCGAAUUGUCAUAUGUGUACGUGA
Brugia malayi is the source of this 426-nucleotide messenger RNA. RefSeq names its product PX domain containing protein. Gene Ontology annotation, molecular function: phosphatidylinositol binding. The coding region runs from base 1 to 426 and encodes 141 amino acids. The record is from RefSeq and is a predicted model, not a curated record. The transcript is spliced from 4 exons. Lineage: Eukaryota; Metazoa; Nematoda; Chromadorea; Rhabditida; Onchocercidae.